AUGAAGCGUUUACGAAAUGAGUUCAUGACGAUGAGUGAUUGUAAUGUGAGUAUGACGCCUCCAUCGUCAUCUAUUUGGGCCUCGAUGUCGCCCUGGAAGCCGUCGAACGCGUCCGUCAAACGCUGUCGAGACCGCUCUGUGCCCAUCGACGCGAUGAGUCGCAUGAUGUCGGCAGCCAUCACUAACGCGCGCAUCAAGAAGCAAGUCAAUUGUUUGGCGGCAACAGCAAGACGACUCUAG
Molecule: messenger RNA, 240 nt
Organism: Peronospora belbahrii
Lineage: Eukaryota; Oomycota; Peronosporomycetes; Peronosporales; Peronosporaceae
Source: the annotation of a GenBank genome assembly